Molecule: messenger RNA, 3893 nt
Organism: Neoarius graeffei (lesser salmon catfish)
Lineage: Eukaryota; Metazoa; Chordata; Actinopteri; Siluriformes; Ariidae
Gene: eomesb
Product: eomesodermin homolog b
Exons: 7
Coding region: 345-1919 (524 amino acids)
Biological process (GO): positive regulation of DNA-templated transcription; CD8-positive, alpha-beta T cell differentiation involved in immune response; endodermal cell fate specification
Cellular component (GO): nucleus
Molecular function (GO): RNA polymerase II cis-regulatory region sequence-specific DNA binding; DNA-binding transcription factor activity, RNA polymerase II-specific
Source: RefSeq, a predicted model, not a curated record
UGAAAUUAAGUACAGAUUAAUUACGGAAUUGUGUGUGUGUGUGUGUGUGUGUGUGUGUGUGUGUGUGUGUGUGUGUGUGUGAGAGAGAGAGAGAGAGAGAGAGACAUUAUUCAUGUUGAGCACUCCUCGCGCUGAUUUCGUGAAAUUCCUAAAUUACUAAACUGAAUUACAGAAAAAGACCAGUGAAUUAAAACCCUGGCUGCAGACAGAAGGCGCGCGCACAGACUCACCUGCACAAGGAGUCAGGAGAAUCACCAUCAUCAUCAUCAUCACCAUCACCACCACCAUCAGCAUCACCAAUCCGCUUUUAAAAACUGGUUCUCCGAGUGAUUCACAUCCGGGUCAUGCCAGGUGAAGGCGCGCGCGCUGGCGGAGCGGAUCAGCCCAAAGCUCCGGCCGCUCACUUCGAGGAGGUUUUAUCCUCGUACCCUGUGGACGGAGCCGUCCCGAGCUCGAGCCCCGCGUACUUCAUCCCGUCUAACCCCAACCACGACAUCUCGAGCGCGAGCCCGGCUCACUUCCUGCCCUACCCGACCCGGAGCGGCCCAGGUGUGUCCAGGUGUGCAGCGUCGCUCCAUUACGGCUUCUCCUCUCCUUCCUCCUCCUCCUCCUCUUCCUCUUCCUCCUCAUCCUCGACAUCGCACGCGCCCUUCGGAGCCGGUUAUCCUCAGUUCCCGCACGGAUCCGCGAGCCUCUACACACCUGCAUACGACGGCGCAGAGGUGUGCGCGCGCGGGGAGCGGAGAGCUCAGGUGUACCUGUGUAACCGCGCGCUGUGGCUCAAAUUCCACCGACAUCAGACCGAGAUGAUCAUCACCAAGCAGGGCAGGAGGAUGUUCCCAUUCCUGAGUUUCAGUAUUUCAGGUCUGAGUGUUUCCUCUCACUAUAAUGUUUAUGUGGAGAUCACACUCGCUGAUCCCAAUCACUGGAGGUUUCAGGGAGGGAAAUGGGUGACGUGCGGGAAAGCUGAUAACAACCUGCAGGGGAAUAAGAUUUAUAUCCACCCCGAGUCUCCGAACACUGGAGCUCACUGGAUGAGGCAAGAAAUUUCAUUCGGCAAACUGAAACUGACCAACAAUAAAGGGGCAAACAACAGUAACACACAGAUGAUCGUCCUGCAGUCGCUGCAUAAAUAUCAGCCGCGGCUGCACAUCGCUGAGGUUCCUGCAGACGGUCUGGACACUGAAAGAGAGACGCGCAUGCAGACGUUUGUCUUCCCUGAAAGCCAGUUCAUCGCUGUUACUGCAUACCAGAACACUGAUAUCACACAGCUGAAGAUCGACCACAACCCCUUCGCCAAAGGAUUUAGAGACAACUAUGACUCGAUGUACACAGCUCCUGAGGGUGAAAGGUUAACUCCACCCCCUGCCGAAUCCCCUCGCACUCACCAGCUUGUCUCGAGUGCUCGUUACCCAAUGCAGCCAUUCUUGCAUGAUCAGUUUGUGAACGCUCUGCCCACGAGCCGUUUCUACAGCGCCGAGCGCUCACUGCCGCCUCCGGAGGAAUGUGCCACGUCCCAUCGCUGGCUCGUGACCCCGGUGCAGCAGCCAUACGAGUCUGAGUACCUCCCCUACACCCUGAGCUCUCGCGCUCUCACCUGCUACUCUGACUCUGCCUUUGCCUCCAUGGCUGCCGGGUGGGGGUCAAAGGUCAGCUACCAGAACAAGAUGCCUGCCAGUUUGCCCUGGUCACCCCGACCGACAAACAACGACAGCCAGGACAAAGUGCGUGAGGAUAACUGGGCAGAGCCCGUGGCGUACACUACAGUGUGUAAACGCAGACGUGUGUCACGUGAUGAGUCCAGCAAUGAAAACUCACCAACAAUCAAGUGUGAGGACUCGCAAUCAGACACCUAUGGAAAAGACGCUUCACCUGGCUCCAAGAGUGUGAGCUGCUGCGCCUUCUACACUGCCACCUAAACACACACACGCACACGCACAAACACACGCACAAACACGUACCAUGUCGCUGAGUAAACUGUGAAUUAACAGGCCAGGAUAUUUCAGUGCUUUGUGAUUGGACAUGUUCUGAUAUUAUCGCCGUGUUCCACUCAGUAGGUGCCCUAUGUAGGCAGCAUUAACACUCUCCCGAAGUAAACUCCAUCCCAGUGUGAGGUCAGCUGAGUCUCUUCGGUGACUUGCCCAUCGUGUCUGGUUGUUCAAAGCUCCAUAUACUAUACUUCAGCUGUUCAGCAAAUAUUCAUCUUCAUAAAGUCAGACAUAUUUUAAAUUCUGUUGAAAUAUUAAUGAUAGCUUUUGAGUCCCAAACAAUUUUUAAAAUGUCUCUAUGUGACAGGUAUAAUCUGAUGUUCUGUUGAUUUGCUCGUGUUUCUAGAUCGUGGUGUCACGUGCUCACUGCGUUUAGCUCCACAGAGUUAUUACUGCAUCUAGUGGUCAAACAAGGGAACUGCAACAAGUGCAGCUCAUAGACCCAUUGGGGCAGGACUCACGAUGCCCCAUGCCUCAGGGAGCAGCAGACAGGGCGAUUUAAAAUCCUCUACAUCUGCCAAGAGCUAGUUUGAUAACAAUUUCUCCCUAAUGUGUUCUUGGCCGGUUCCCAGCCACCACUCAGCUCCCCCUUUCAUACCUCCAGGAAGGGUGAAGGCUAACAACUGCUUCCUCCAAGACACAUGACACGUGAUGUGUGACAGUAUAACACGUUUGGACGAAAGCUCUAUCUGUCCCCUUUCACCUGCAUGAGCUCAAAGAUAUUCUGAUUGGCUAAUGUCACUGUGAUUGACAGGUAUGCCCCUCCCGCCCAGACACCACAACCAGUUUUGCUGGGAUUCAAACUCGAGAUCUGUGUGCAUCAGGGUGAAUACUUUUCUGUUCCAACAAUCAUGUGAAAUAGUUAUUUCUGCACACAAAGGCAGAUAAAAAGAAGAAAAAAAGUGUCUCUGUUUUUGCAAUCCCUAAUUCGUUUGGGCAGGUUUCAGGUCUUUCGUGUGGUUUGUGAGGAGUUGAGGUGGGAGUUUUGCUGAACCUGUAAACCUGGUUAAUGAUAUUAUUUCAAACACUGCUGAACAAAAGUGUAUCUAAAAGCACUGAGAUGUGAAACUGUACGCUGGAUGACUGGAUGAUGUUGACUCUCAACUGCCGAAAUAAUUAACUCGAUCGUCGCUGAUAGUAUAACUCACGUGGGCACGCCUCUCACGCCAUUCUAUUUGAAAUGAAGUCACAGACUUCCUGCUCAGGGAAGCAGAAGCUCUUGGGGAUUAUGAACUGGAGGUCUUUCAGAUAGAUUUUUUAUGAAACUGAAACUUUCCUCUCAGUGAACGCAGCAUUAGGGCUUGGUCCUGGAGCUCACACUCAGAUCUGUGUUUAUAGAGUAAAAGUCUCUCUGCAGUUAAAAUGAAUGACACUAACUGCAGGAAUUUCAGUGCUGGUGAAUGGAACACAGCUUACAUGUUUAUGUUUUAUCUUUGAAUAUAUGAUCACAUAAUUUAAAAGCUAUUACUUCAGAAAGUUGACAUGAAAUUUCAUAAAGAAUAGAAUUGUGAUGAAGCUGUUCAUUAAAGACACGUGGACCACAAGAUUACAAUUUCCUUCUCAACAGGAGAGAUGUUUACCUGCCGCGUGGUGAACCUUGUCCUGUACACAGUGUCGGUGUAUGCGGAUAAUCGCGGUGUAUCGUGUAAACGAUAGUCACAACAAGCUUAACUGUAAUUUAAUACCUGAUGCAUCAAAGCACUCAGAUUUUAAACGUGUCAUUUUUACGAGGGAACUCUGACGUAUGCACGCUGCAGCGUCCUGGCUCCAGUUUACCCACAAUGCAUCAGUGUUAAAGCUGGUCUCGAUGUAACAGAGGCUGUGAAGUGACUGACUCUGUGGUGGUGUCAAUCUGUUGUGUUUAAUCUGUUUAAUUGUGUAAGUAAAGUUUCUCAUGCAUUCUCA